CUAUAUCUGGCUGUAGGCCUAGGCUACUGCGUUAUCAAACGGCAACGCCAACAAAAAUAGUGCCUCUGUGGUCUGGUGGUGUCUAAUCCAAGUUUGGAGCAAUAUACAUAAAAUAUUUUAUUCAUGCUUGCAGCUACUAAAAACAGAAAAAGAUGUCUAGCCAGGAAAUAUAAAACAUAGAAAAUGAAUUCUGCUCAUGCAACUGAAGCAACUCCACAAGAUGGGUCUAAUCCCAUUCUGUUCAUAAAUUUCAAUCAAGAUUUCACUUCACUUUCAAUUGGUUCGAAAUAUGGAUAUAAACUCUAUACUGUCAACUCUGUUGAUAACUUGGAAAAAAUAUAUGAUAACGCAAGUGAAACGACUGAUGUAUGCAUAGUAGAACGGCUGUUUUCCAGUAGUCUUGUCGCUAUUGUCAGUACAAAUGCACCAAGGAAAUUGAAGGUAUGCCAUUUCAAGAAAGGAACUGAGAUAUGUAAUUACAGUUAUUCGAAUACAAUACUUGCUGUGAAAUUAAAUCGUUUAAGACUGGUUGUUGUGUUGGAAGAAAGCCUAUAUAUUCAUAAUAUCAAAGACAUGAAGGUACUUCAUACAAUAAGGGACACACCACCUAAUCGAGAUGGUAUAUGUGCACUCAGUGUGAACAAUAAUGAUGUAUCAUUCCUUGCAUAUCCUGGUAGUACUCUUGUGGGAGAGGUUCAAAUAUUUGACAUCACUAAUUUGAAGGCAGUGAUGACAAUCCCCGCUCACGACAGUCCUCUUGCUGCCCUCACCUUUGACUCCUCUGGUACCAAACUUGCAACAGCUUCAGAGAGAGGUACAGUUAUUCGAGUUUUUUCUAUUCCUGAUGGUCAACGACUUUUUGAACUCAGAAGGGGAAUGAAGAGAUGCGUUCGGAUAUCAUCUUUAGCUUUUAGUACGGACUCUGUGUUCCUGUGCGCAUCCAGUAACACAGAAACGGUGCAUAUUUAUAAACUGAUCGAUCCCGGGCAGGAGAAAAAUGCAGUCGCUGCAACAGAAGAUGGAAGUACAUGGAUGGGUUACUUUAACAAAGUUUUAACCACAUCCGCAAAUUAUUUGCCGACUCAAGUUUCGAGUGUACUGAACCAAGGUCGUGAUUUUGCCACUGUGAAACUACCAGUAUCUGGAACACGAAACGUAUGUGCCAUUGUUAGUAUGCAGAAACUACUGCGUGUUGUUGUCGCAGGAUACAAUGGGUAUUUGUACAUAUACAGCCUUGAUGCCCAGGAAGGAGGAGACUGUUCUCUCAUUCGUCAACACAGUGUUCUGCAAAAUCAGUCUGAUGAUAUGGAACAGGGAGCAACAGCGACCCCUGAACCUGAUCAAGCUGGCGAAUCUCCUGACUCUAACAAAUAUCAGCACUUGCCAACUACCUCAAUACAGAUUGAAGCCUCUGCAUCACAUAACAUAGUGGAUGACAAGUUAUCAUAGAAUGGUAUUGGAGGCAAUAGAAUGUUCAAAGAUACAUCAAUGUAAUCAGAUAAAGACAAACUCAGGAGUUGCCAACACCAGAAUAAGCCAUGAGUACAAAUUUAGUACAUGGAAGAUUUUUAAGAAUAAGCAAUCCUCUCAUAGAAAUAUAUCUUUGUCUUUUACAAGUUCGAAAAUUCUGAUGAAAAGUCAUGGUAAUGUGCCAAUAUAAAAUCAUACAAAGUCGGUAGAUAUUCAUUAUAUAUUUUGGGGGGAUAAGUUUCGAUGGAGGUAUAAAUGACAAAAUAUUACUCACAGAUCUCAGAUUUUCAACCUAAUUUUCAAUCAUUCCAUCUUGAUUGGUUAUUUCAAAGCUUUUAGCUUUGAUUAGCUUUUAUAUAUCUCUGUCCGAUAAAUGAGCAGUAGUAUUAAUAAAGCUGUGUGAAAUUUUGCUUUUUAUUUCGAAUUCAUGUUCCUUUAAGUCUCUGUAUUGUAAUAUUCUUUUUGCUCAUAUUAAUUGUUUUUAUUUGUGACUUCAUAUUGUAAUUGUACACUUCUGUUGAUAAAGAAAGUCUGGUGACACCAAUCUUCCCGAUUUUAGAGAUUCAGAUGUCUAGCUAUUAUAAUUGGCUAUCAGUAAUUAACCCAUUUAAUUAUAUUAUUGUAUUUGUUCGUUAUAAUUGUACAAAUGAUAAGUUUUGUAUAUUUAUUGAUUGUUUAAAGUAAAAGUGCAAAUAAAUCAUUUGUAAAUAUUA
This is a messenger RNA of Styela clava, 2183 nucleotides long. Its product is annotated as WD repeat domain phosphoinositide-interacting protein 2-like. NCBI's taxonomy places the organism in Eukaryota, Metazoa, Chordata, Ascidiacea, Stolidobranchia, Styelidae. Gene Ontology annotation, molecular function: protein binding. The record is from RefSeq and is a predicted model, not a curated record.